UGCAAUAAUCGAGACUAGCGUGCGUUCGCACAAAACCACUUCAUAACUGCUUGGCUACACGUUCAAGUUAAUUUGCGCGCUGUUCGCUUUUCGCUGCUCGCCUACUCAACUCGUAAUAACGGUUUAAGAACAUACGCACGCAUACAUUAAUAAGCUCGCAUAAGCGCGUUUGUGUGUGUGUAUGUAGGUGUGCGUAGUCCGCGACAUAUUUGUGCAAUUGGCGUUGACAGCGCUUUUUGUCAGCGCAAGCAUUUGACACCAAACACAUUCGCGACUCAUACACGCUUGCCGAGUAGCACGGCAAUUGGCCAUUCAACAAAUCGGCUUACGUUCAAAAGCGUUUAAGCGCUUGCUGUGACGCGUUCCGUUGAAAGUUGUGAAGUUGCGCCUAAAUUAAAUGGCAAUUUUGUGAAAAGACAAAAAUCAAAUAAAAGUGUGUGUGCAAAAUAACAGAAAAUAAUGAAACUACUUACUUAAAAAGUAUACCAAAAGCCGUUAACUGUUCUAAAAUUCAUUGAAAAUUAGUUGAAAAAAACUAUUUUUUGAAUUAAAACUACUUUUCUUAAAGUUAUACGCGUUUUAUCAACUCCUUCGGUAUAAAUAAUAAGUGCAGUGUUUUGUGUUUCCGUGAGUUUAUACUAAAUUGGCGCCACAACACCUCACCAUGUCAUCAACACACGAACAUGAGGAUGAGGAGCGUGACGAUGUUGAGGAUGAACAAGAGAUUCACGUUGAUGUUGAUUCGGAUUCACGUAUUUCCUGUGGCAGCGGCUCCGACGUGGAUAUGGAAGGCGGCAGUUGCUAUGAUGAAAUGGAAACGCCGCUAAGUGAAUCCGUGCAGUCGGAGCAAACGCGCUCAUCGUCUAGUGAGAAUUUACCCUUUAGCAUAUCGCGCCUGCUGUCGAAGCCCUUCGAAAACAACAACAAACAAAGUCCUGAAAAAGACAUACAGAGUGAACAUGACUUAGCUGCGUACAAGUUGGCCACAAGCAUAGCAACAUCGACGUAUGGCGGCGCCACCGCACUCUAUACAUAUCCGCAUCUGUAUCCCACCGCAGCUGCGGCGGCCGCUGCCGGACAUGUACUACGCGUACCGCCGCAACGCACACCGUUAACCUGGGCGCUACCCCCAUUGCAUCACGCCGCUUUGGCACAUCAAGCGGUCAAGGACAGAUUGGCAGCUGCCUUUCCCAUCACCCGUCGCAUCGGCCAUCCGUAUCAAAAUCGCACACCACCAAAGCGGAAAAAGCCCCGCACAUCCUUCACACGCAUACAAGUCGCCGAAUUAGAGAAACGUUUCCAUAAGCAAAAAUAUUUAGCGUCCGCCGAGCGAGCGGCACUUGCGCGCGGUCUUAAGAUGACCGAUGCACAAGUGAAGACUUGGUUCCAGAAUCGGCGCACGAAAUGGAGACGUCAAACGGCUGAGGAGCGCGAAGCUGAACGUCAAGCGGCAAAUCGUCUGAUGUUAUCCCUGCAGGCAGAAGCAAUUAGCAAAGGAUUUGCGCCACCACCAGCCGCGCAACUGUCCACACAAGCGGUUAACGGUGCUCCAUUGGCGGCACUGCACGGACUCCAGCCCUGGGCUGAGACACACGCGGCUGGUUGCUAAUCCUCCCCACACUAAGGACAAGCCGGAACCAGAACCGUAUUGGUGCACCAAAUAUCUAAGUGCAGUAAAGUUCAUUUGUGAUAUGCUUUGUAUAUAUAGGAAAAUCUACUACACUUACACAUACAUACAUACUAAAUAUUAUAUAUAAUAAAUACAAGCAAACGGAAUUAAUCUCAACAAAAAUUAAGUAUUAGCUAUACCGUUUAAUUUAUAAGCGUCAAGAGGAAAAAAACUUAAUUACUCUGCAAACUAAAAUAAAACUAAGCCGAACUUAAGUUGUCACAGAGGAAUUCUAAAAUAAAAAAGAAAAACAAAAUUGAAAGUGUAAUAACAUUUUUGCAUUGUAGAUGUAGCUGAAACCUUUUUUAUUUAUUGUCAGGUAAAGUUAUAGUGCUUUUGAAAAAAGUAUUUAAAUUAUUUAUAACGAAAUAAUGAAGUCUUUGUAUAUUUAAUUUCCUUUGUGACAAUUUGCUUUUAAACUAAAAAAGGCUUCAAUUAAAGUUCAAUUUUAAAAUUAAUAAAUAGUAUUAAUAUGUAGUAAAAAAUCAAUUAAAAUAAGCUAAGUAAUUGUAAUGUAUAUAUAGUAGUAAGCUAUUGACAUUCGUUUUUAGAAAUUUUUUAAUAAGUUAGAUAAGCAAUUAUGGCAUAUGACUGGUUAUUGCGCAAAUAUCACAACAAAAUAGGACGAUAAGUAGCACUUUCAUACAAAUUUUUUACUUGAGCCUUCAAAGCGCAUUUUUAAAGAACAAAGAUUGAGUUGGGAACUAUUUUCAAUGCUAAUUACACUGAUUUUAUAUGAUCUUUAAUCAAAUCGAGAAAAUAUUAAUCAUAUUAUUAAUAGCAUAUUUCUCCAAACAAAAACAUUACGGAACUAUAAAAAUGUACUCGGACUAACAAAAAAAAACAUUUUCAAGUAUUUUUAUACAAAUCUUUAAUAUCGCCUUCAAAAUAGGGGCCUAAGGAUGGCACUCGUUGAAGACAAUCAAUUUUGUUUUUUUUCGGUGUCGACUCAUUUUUAGAGCGACAUUCUAUGGAUUGUUUCGACACCUAAUUAGAAGUUAUGAAUACAGUAAUCCGUCUCUAGACCUUCAAAAAUCAAAGAUUUGCUGUUUGAGAGUCAUCGAUUGACAAUUAGAGACCUCGCUGAUAGUAUUGGAAUAACAUUUGGCUCAGCUCAAAGCAUUUUGAAGAACGUUUUGUGUCUCAAACGCAUCAAGUCUCUAUUGUGGUGUCUUUAUCACAAUAAUGUGUCAUGUCAUACUGCAGUGGUCUUCGCGACUAUUUUGGAAAAAAUUCGACUCAUAGAUACAUAUCGUUCCUCAAACACUGUGAACGCUUGGCUUGGCUUCAUGCGACUUCUGGCAAUUCAGCAAACUCAAAAGUUUUGACACAAUUAAGGUGAUAAAAACCGAAUCGAAAAAAGGUCUUGAAGGCUACAGCGGAAGAAUACUAUUCCGACUGUUUAGAGGACUGGUAAAAGCGUUUGCAAAAGUGCGGUUUAUCGGACCAGGAUUACUUUGAAGGGGAUGAAAUGAACUUGGAAGAAAAAAUUAAGAAUUGAACUACAUUUUAUAGACAAAUUCACCUUAGUUUGUGCUUACAGUAGUAUAGGUACAACCGAUAUUCGCUCAGUUUAACUGAGACCCAAUCAUUCAGGAUUAGCUCCUAAGAGCUACUAGCAAAAUAUUGAAAUACUAUAUAUUUGCAAUCCUAUAAAUUGAAAAUUAAUUCCUGGAGCGGAUGUACUCUAAACAUAUACCGUCGGCUUUAAUACAUUUUUUUCAAUUCAAAUAAACUUCCAGGCAUUAUAUAACAUUGUCGCUUUAACUGAAAUAUUUUAAAGCAAAUGAGUGCAAAUAGAACAAUCGUAAUAACUGUCGGUAUGCCAUAAACGCUUUAGUACAUUUAGAAAAACAUAGAUUACUCCUUUUUUAACACUUGCGUUUGCUUAGACAUAAAAAAAGACGAGAAGAACAACAGCACAAACACUAAAUCGCUUGCGAGACUCUUUCCGACUUCAACAAAGCUUAGAAUAUUUUAAUUAGUUUAGGUUAACUUUAAAUAAAACCGCAAGAAAUCGUGUAUAAAAAUCAGUAAUAAUAAAACACGAGGCAUUAUUUAAAAUAAUAAAUGUACAAACUUAU
Molecule: messenger RNA, 3753 nt
Organism: Bactrocera neohumeralis
Lineage: Eukaryota; Metazoa; Arthropoda; Insecta; Diptera; Tephritidae
Gene: C15
Product: T-cell leukemia homeobox protein 3
Exons: 4
Coding region: 665-1609 (314 amino acids)
Biological process (GO): animal organ development; regulation of transcription by RNA polymerase II
Cellular component (GO): nucleus
Molecular function (GO): RNA polymerase II cis-regulatory region sequence-specific DNA binding; DNA-binding transcription factor activity, RNA polymerase II-specific
Source: RefSeq, a predicted model, not a curated record